UUUCUCUAAAGUAAAAAUCCACACACACGCAGCAGUCACAGACAAACACCCUUUAUUUCCGUCUAUCUAUUAUCUGUUAUUUCUCUCUUCUUCUUCCUCCAUCUCCAUCGCCUUUGCCUUCCUCCCAUGGCUGAUGCUAAGCAACCCCACUUGAACGGGGCAUACUACGGCCCCCCGAUUCCUCCCCAGCAAUCCUACCACAGGCCUGGCCGUGGCAGAGGCUGCGGCUGCGGCUGUUGCCUCCUCAGCCUUCUCUUCAAGAUCAUCAUCACUGUUGUCGUCGUCGUCGGCAUCGCCGUCCUUGUCCUCUGGCUCGUCUUUCACCCCAACAAGGUCAAGUUCCAUGUCGUUAACGCUUCGCUUACAGAAUUCAAUCUCACCGGCAACACGCUCAGCUACAACCUUGCACUCAAUAUGACCGUGAGAAACCCAAACAAGAAGAUUGGCGUUUACUACGACCGGAUUGAAGCCAGAGCUUUCUACGACGACGUCAUGUUUGGAUCCCAGACCCUGACACCCUUCUACCAAGGCCACAAGAACACCACUUUCCUCAAUCCUGUCUUCCAGGGCCAAUCACCACUAGUUCUCGGCACUUCCGAGCUUAACGAUUUCAAUACUGACAAGACUGCUGCCUCCUUCGAUAUCGAUGUCAAGCUGUAUCUCCGGAUUAGAUUCAAGGUUGGCUCGCUCAAGACUAACAAGUAUAAGCCCAAGGUUAAGUGCGAAUUCAAGGUUCCUUUGGUCACUAAUCGCAGCUCGGUUGGUGGGUUCGAAACCACGAGAUGCGACAUCGAUUUCUGAUCGGUCUAGCCAUUCACACCUACACCAUUGAUUCUUCUGUUUAUUUAUUAUCUACUCUUUUUUUUUCUGAUUUACAGUGUUUCGUAUAUCAGCGGCUGUAUGUAUAUGUUAUUUUCUGCGUAGGACACAGAUUAUUUUGUUCAUUGGUUUACA
Molecule: messenger RNA, 954 nt
Organism: Nelumbo nucifera (sacred lotus)
Lineage: Eukaryota; Viridiplantae; Streptophyta; Magnoliopsida; Proteales; Nelumbonaceae
Product: NDR1/HIN1-like protein 2
Biological process (GO): defense response to other organism
Cellular component (GO): plasmodesma; plasma membrane
Source: RefSeq, a predicted model, not a curated record